Scylla paramamosain (green mud crab) is the source of this 5922-nucleotide messenger RNA. It is a transcript of the gene MED1, whose product is annotated as mediator of RNA polymerase II transcription subunit 1-like. Gene Ontology annotation, cellular component: mediator complex. The record is from RefSeq and is a predicted model, not a curated record. Gene Ontology annotation, molecular function: transcription coregulator activity. Gene Ontology annotation, biological process: regulation of transcription by RNA polymerase II. The coding region runs from base 66 to 5417 and encodes 1783 amino acids. Lineage: Eukaryota; Metazoa; Arthropoda; Malacostraca; Decapoda; Portunidae. The transcript is spliced from 11 exons.
AACAAACAUGAUAAAUCACACAGAUCCAUGGACUUGAGUAAAACAUUCAUCUCAGUAACAUCAAGAUGGCCGCUUUGGAGAGGCCGCUGCUUGACGCCACCAGCAGGCCCCAGAAUGAUGAUGGCGGAAGUAACUCUAGCACCCCUACCCUCACCUCAACCACCAACACCACCACUACCACCACCACCACUGUCACCACUGCCACCACCACCACCACUACUGCCACCACCACCACUACCAGCACGGCCUGGCAGAUGGAGGUGCUGAUGGAACGCCUGCGCAGUAAAGCUGGAGGCUUCCGGUCUUUGGUGGAGUCGGCCAAGGGGAUAAAACAGGCCAUUAUGCAGAAAAAGCAACACCUGCUGGACCCAGGGGAGCGUGUGGCCCUGGGCAGUUGCCUGGACACCCUGCAGAAGAACAUCAAGGUUACAUCACUCUCAGCCAUGGUGGAGAGGCUGGAGGCCACAGCACGACAGCUUGGACUCAAGUUCACUGCGGGGACGUCUGGAUCCGAGGUGUUUGUGUCGUGUGACAUGUUCUACGUGGAGGUGCUGCUGGAGCCUGACGGGCGUGUGCGGGAUGUGAAGGUGGAGCUGGCGGGGGACCAGAGCACUCACGAAGGCCUGUCCUCACCAGAGCUGAUGGAGUGCCUGAGCAGAGGGGACUUUGCUGACUUCACUGCCCACCUCGAGGGUUUCUCUUCCAUAUAUCAGUUGAAUGCUGACAAGAAGAGUAAAAGCAAGGCAUUUCAAGCAUUGCAGGCCUUGGAGACAGACCUGACCAAGCUGUUUGAGUUGGCACAGGAGACCAUCACAGACCCCUACAAGCUGGUCCUCAAGUCUCCGGUGGGCUUGCUGCAGCGGCGGAGGGGAGGCCAUGCAAUGCGGCUGGUGUACUUUGUGUCGCCCUAUGAGCUCCUGGAUGUGGCAGCAGGGCGCGCCAUCACACUCACCACUGACACACCACACUCUCGGGAGCUGUCUCACUACGUCACCGUCAACAUUGAGGCGUCCAACUCCCACAAACUGCAGACCACCACACUCAUGCUCAUCACCAAGCAGGCCAAUGGCAAGAAGCUUCCAUCAUUUUCAGGCCUCACCACAGACAACAGCAUGACUCUGCCCGCCUGCUUCUCCCUCAAGCUGCAACGCCCCAUGCCUGUGUCCCUGGCUCUGCUGCAGCGUAUUAAUGAGGUGACAGGUCUGGAGUGUGCUGAUCCCACCAACCAGCAGUCCCUCAUCCCCCUCAUUAUACAGCAGUCCGCAGACAACCACUCCGAGUGCAAUAGCAACCGUGGCCUCUUUGUGACACUGCCAGACCAACAACACUGUUACUUCAUGACGAGUGCCGGGGAGCUGCCAGGGGUGAUGGUGAGCUGCGUGCCUUUCACUCACCCCACACAUAUCACCAGCAUCCUCAUGUGUCUCCGAGCCCAGGCUGCCUUCAACGCCCUCAUCGCUUCUUGUGUGCGGCCGGCCAGCAAGCAAGAUCUGGAUUCAGCAUACAUCUUCGAGGUGACGGCUGCCAGCCAUGAGUACAUCUCUGUUACCUUCGAGCAUCCACAAGAGGAGAGCACAGCCACAGCAGAGAUAGACCUGACAGACCUGUGCAAUGCCCGGUGUCGCCUGCACACCCUCACUCCUGACCCAGGCUUCUGUUCCGAGGAGUACGUGACAAAGGUUCUGCAGAGGUGCAUGUCCAUCCCGGUGACGAUGCGUGCAGUGAUGAGGAAGGUGGCCAAGGAGGAGCGCAAGGAUGCAGUGAUGAGCGGGGACUCAGCCGUCAUGAUGGGCAGUGGCAAGCUUAACUCGGACUUCAACCAGAACACCAAGUUUCUGCUGAACGAGUACGACAAGCUGGGCAUGCGGCGUGACCAGCUGAUGGCUCCCCACAUGACCAACCUUAACAACGUGGUCACCAACACCUCACAGAACUACUACAACACCCCAUUUCCCCCUGGCCAGCAGACAGCGAGUGGGGACACUGCCACCACUACCACCAAUCCCCUUGCUGCCCUGGGGAACGCCGUGCAAGAAGCUGGCACUCCCCUUGGGUAUGGGGCGCUCUUAGGAGCCAUGGGGCACAAGCAGGGUCUCAGCCAGCCUUUUUUAGGUGAGGCCAAGACAGCAAAAGUCAGAAAGAAAAAGAGCGCCCAAGACUCGGACCGCAAAAGCCCCAAGUACAUAGAGGACGUGAUCGACUUGGAUGACCGCAGCUCUGACUCGUGCCAGAGUGAUGCCCUGGCCAGCCUGGUGGACAUCAAGCAGAGGGACAUCAAGGUGGAGAAGGUCCCAAACAUCCUCAGCAAACGACGGUCCUCCAAUGACGGGGGCACCACAGACAUUGUCACCAGUGACUUGGCAGCGCUGAGGGAGCAGGUGUACGGGGCUGCCUCUGCUGCUAACUAUGCCAAGAUUAAUUCCUACUCCAUCAAGGACAGCAAGGACAUCAAGAAGGUCAAGAAGCCACGGACAGACGGACACGACUCACGCAAGUCCCCCAUUGUUCUAGAUUUAACUGAAGCUGAGACCUCCAACAAGAAGUCUGGCAGUGGGAGCAGCAGCAGCAGUCACAGCUCCUCAACCUCCCUGAGUGCGGCGCUGCUCAAGAGGCCGGGGAUAGAGAUCAUCCCCAUCCCAGGCAGCAACACUCCCAUCUCCAUUCCCUCCUCCAUCACCGUCACUCCAGUUCUCAAGUCUGGCGACGACAAGUACAAGGACAAGAAAGAGAGGCGGGACAAGAAAGAUGUGGAGAGGAAGGACAAGAAGAGGAAACGUGACGACUCCCCUAGCAAUAACACCUCCAGCAGCAGUAGCAGCAGCAGCAGCAACAGCAGCAGCAGCAGUAGCAAGCCAGCCAAGGUUCAAAUCAUCAGCAGUGGCCUGAAACACCCUUUUAAAGGCGAGGGCGGGAGCAAGUCAGGGCUCUCGGCCAUUACCGUCAAACCUAGUACACCUCCCUACCAGUCCCCUUCUAAAAAGCCUUCCCUCUCCCCUAGCAUAUCAAAGUCUGUCCUCCCUAGUAAGGUGUCCGUCAGCCCAACCCACAAGCCCAACAAGGUGAUAUACAGCCCCACUCAGAACAGUAGUCAGAGUUCGUCACCCAAGGGAAGGAGCAGCCCCAAGCCCUCCAGCAGCAGCCCAAAGCACCCUAGCAUGUCCCCUAAACACACCAGCCUAGGGAAGCCCAGCAUGACACAGCUCAAGUCUGCCUCGCCCACCUUCUCCAAGCCUUCCCUCUCCCCCAAACUCAAGACCAAAGAGAAGGAGAGGAGUUCCAGCUCAAGCCCUUCUCGUCCUGCCAGUUCCAGUUCCUCCUCUUCAUCUUCCACGACUUCAUCCACUCCUUCAUCCUCAUCCACCACCUCCUCUUCUGCCACUUCGUCCUCCUCUUCAUCCACUUCAUCUGCAUCGUCAUCAUCAUCGUCGUCGUUAUCGUCAUCCACCUCCACCACCUCGUCCUCUGCAUUGUCAUCUUCAUCCUCAUCGUCAUCCUUAACAGUGUCAUCAUCAUCAGUAACAGUAACAGCAGCAUCUGUCACCACCACUACCACCACCACCUCCACCACCACCACUACCACCACCACACCCACCACAACCACAACCUCCUCCUCCUCAUCCACAUCCUCCACAUCAUCUAGUUCCACAGUUACCAAACCAAAGGUGUCUUCCUCAUCCUCCUCAUCCUCCUCCUCUUCGUCCUCCUCUUCUUCAAGCUCAGCAGUAAGUGAAAAGAUAAAAAAUGGUCUUAGUGAUGCUCUCACCAUCACCAAAGUGUCAACAGGGGAGUCAGCUUCCUCCUCUUCUCUCGCCUCAUCCUUCCUCGCAGGCACGCAGCCCCACACAGCUCCCGCCUCCCUGGAUGACAAGCCCCCAGUCUUCUCCAUUGACAAGGCAAAAGCUUCCCCACCAAAAAAUAGAAAGGGACCAAGUUUGUCAGACAUCGUUGACAAGCUGAGGGUUGGUGUUGGCAACACGUCUGACACCGUCACUAUCAUUGAGAAGAAUGACAAGAGCCAGAAGGAUUCCUCUAAGGGAGAUGGGACUGAAAGCAAGAAGGAAGGAGACAAGAAGACUGAAUUUACUGUCAAGCCUUCAACUGGAGGCCUAAAGUUGACAAUAAACAAAACUAAGAUGAAAGAUGGGAGCAUAUCAAAGUCAUCCUCCUCUAGUUCUCCCAAACCUUCUGUGUCCAAGUCCCCAUCUGGCCUGAAGCCUGGUGUGGUCAGUGGCCCCGCCUCCAAGAAGCUGUCAGUGUCCAGCCUGCCACCCAUUCCAAAGCUACCCAGGUCUUCAGUGUCCAGUUUCACUGCCACUGCUGUGUCGCCGCUGGGCACCACCCUUCCUGGAGUCCAUACGAGCCCUCUGCAGUACCACCAGCGUGAGAGAAGCAAGGAGAAGGAGAAGGAUCGGAUCAAUUCAGCCGACAGAAUCAAGCCCAAAGACACCUCUCCCACCAAGUCUCUCACCUCAACUCCUUCAGAUGCCAAGAAGGAAAGCCUGUCUGUGAAGAAUCCAAUCUCCAAACAGACUCCUAAGGAAGAAAGUCCAAGUCAGGGAUUGAGCCACAGGAAGCUGGAGUCGUCAGAGAGCACAGACAAGACAAGCAAAGCCACAACAGACUCACGUGCUGAUAAGCUGGAGAAGCCGGCACCCAUGAAGGCAGAGGCAGAUUCCACUCUGGGAUCACUGACUGAUUCAUCAUCCAGUAAGAUAGUUGACACGUUCAUGGAGAAGGGAAGCAGCAACAGCAGCAGCAGCAGCAACACCAGCCACACCAAUGACUCAUCCAGCACCAGCACCCCCACUCUUCCCCCUGCCGCCCCAUCCUCCUCCAGCGACCUCAUGCAGGAUUCUUUCCCAUCAUCCCAAUUCAAGGCAAGCAAGGAACCCAAAGAGGAAGCCAAGAGUAAGCCCGAAGCUUCUCUGCCUCCGUACCGCCCUGCCGUGACCUCCAGCAGCAGUGUGGGGAGCGUGGACCACCUCCUGACUGACCCCACUCCACCCCCUCUGCCACCACCACCACCACCACCCCCUCCACCACCUUCCUCCACCACCACCUCCACCACAGUCAGCACACCAGCAAUACCACCGCUGCGUCAGACUGCCCUGCACCCACCCACCUCAAAGGGUGUGGAGGGCAAGGAGCAGGGGAGUGUUGCUAACCAGGACCUUGUGGGAGAGAAAUCCAAGCUGCCAGAGAGUAUAUCCUCCUCCAUCUCGAGCUCCCAGCCACCCACCUUGCCAGGCCUGGGCUACCCCUCCUCUCCAUCAGUGUCCAUCAAGAUCGUCAAGUCUCCUGCCCCCGUGCCUUCCCCCCUCAACAUGAUCUCUCCCCACUCCGUCGCCUCCCAGCCCUCCCCCUGCAUUAUUGACGACGAGCUGAUGGAUGAAGCACUGAUGGGCACACGCAAGUAGUGGUGCCAAGCGCUGCCCAUGCUGUGUCUGGGCCUGCAGGUGGGAGGGCCACCCACCAACGGGCCUCACCUGAUGACAAAGUUGUGAGUGAUGUAUUAUUUAUUUAUUUGUGAGUAAGACAACAAAUGUAUAAAGUAUAGCAUAAUGUGUAUGCACAAAAGACUACUGUUGGCUUUGGUUUGUGAAGCACUUUGCAUUCGUUAUUGUACCCGUGUGUGCCGUCUGCGUGUGUGGAGGGAGGGGCAGGAUUUGGUGCAGUUUUCACAGAAUGCCUCUAUGCUUUUAUGAAGAAAGUCUGGCAAUGUACAGUGUAAAGAAACAUUAAAGUCAAGGACAAAAAUCACUGUAAGUGUUCAUAUUGUGCAUCCCUUAAUAAUUUUCCUGGAUUCUCAUUUUUUACCAGAAAUUUGUAUAAAUACCACAUUCCUGGAGCAGAAUCUGUUUCAUAAUGCUUAUAGCAGCUGUUUGUGUGUAGUGACUGCAGAAUAUUAAACGUUGAUCUGUG